AUGGCGGCGGCGAUGGCGGGGAAGCUGGUGGGACGGCUGGUGGGACGGCUGGCCGGGCCUGGCGGGGCCUUUUCGCGCCCGCUGACUCGUCUGGCCUUCCCUGCGGGGCCGAGGCGCGCGAUGAGCGGGGCCAGCCCGGUGCUGGUGGAGCUGGACGAGCGCGCGGGCGUGGCAGUGGUGCGGUUGCAGCAGCCGCCGGUGAACGGGCUCAGCCUGGCGCUGCUGACCGAGCUCUGCCUGGCGCUGCAGAAGCUGGAGGACCACCGGGCCUGCCGCGGCCUCGUCAUCGCCUCGGCCGUCCCCGGGAUCUUCUCGGCAGGGCUGGACGUGACGGAGAUGUGCGGGCGGAGCGAUGAGCGCCUGGGCGAAUUCUGGAGGGCCGUGCAGCAACUCUGGAUCCUCCUCUGCGGCAGCCGCCUGGCCACCGUGGCCGCCGUCAACGGUUCCAGCCCCGCUGGAGGCUGCCUCAUGGCCUUGUCGUGUGACUACCGGAUCAUGGCUGACAAUCCGAAGUACAGCAUUGGUCUGAAUGAGACAAGAUUGGGCAUCGUUGCCCCUUUUUGGCUGAGGGACUCUUUGGUGAAAACUGUUGGUCAUAGGGCCGCCGAGCGCUCUCUCCAGCUGGGACUCCUGUAUUCUCCACAAGAAGCCCUCAAAAUUGGUCUUGUGGAUGACUUGGUGCCUGAAGAGAAGAUCCAAGCCAGAGCUGCAGAAGUCAUGGCCCAGUGGCUAGCCAUUCCAGAUCACUCCCGACAGCUGACCAAGUCCGCCCUACGGAAGCAAGCACUUGACCACCUGCUGAUGCAUCGCGAGGCUGACAUCCAGGACUUCGUGCGCUUUAUUUCCAGGGAUGCUAUUCAGAAGUCUCUCCAGAAGUACAUGGAGAUGUUGAGACAGAAGGCUUGAGGGGUGAGCCUUCCUGCUUGUCAGAGCUUGAGGGCUGUCUCCCUGGCAGCCUCACCAUUGCCUUAUUCUGGCCUCGGAAGACUGAAUGUGUGAUAUCUGACUUUAAUGGCUUUUGCAUAGUUUGUCGCUGGAGUUUGUACUUCAGGGCUCAGCUGAUGGUGGAACAGGUUAGAAAUGAUUGUGGGAAGGCAGCUAGGCUACCCGGGAGUGUUUAGCUUUUUGUCUUCUUAAGAAACAGGUGGAAUGCCAGUUGCCAAUAAAUCCUUAACAAUA
Messenger RNA from Protobothrops mucrosquamatus (brown spotted pit viper), 1179 nucleotides. It is a transcript of the gene ECI1, whose product is annotated as enoyl-CoA delta isomerase 1. Gene Ontology annotation, molecular function: enoyl-CoA hydratase activity. The transcript is spliced from 6 exons. The record is from RefSeq and is a predicted model, not a curated record. The coding region runs from base 1 to 906 and encodes 301 amino acids. NCBI's taxonomy places the organism in Eukaryota, Metazoa, Chordata, Lepidosauria, Squamata, Viperidae. Gene Ontology annotation, cellular component: mitochondrion. Gene Ontology annotation, biological process: fatty acid beta-oxidation.